GUCCCGGCGAUGAGUCUGGUGGGGGGCUUCCCCCACCACCCGGUGGUCCACCAUGAGGGCUACCCCUUCGCCGCCGCCGCAGCCGCCGCCGCCGCCGCCAGCCGCUGCGGCCACGAGGAGAACCCUUACUUCCACGGCUGGCUGAUCAGCAGCCACCCGGCCGAGAUGUCGCCGCCCGACUACAGCAUGGCGCUCUCCUACAGCCCCGAGUACGCCAACGGGGCGGCGGGCCUGGAGCACCCCCACCACUACGUGGGCGGCCUGGCCCCCCCGGGCAGCGGCGGCGGGCCGCCGGGCCUGGACGGCGGGGGGCCCCGGCCGGUCAAGCGGCGCGGCACGGCCAACCGCAAGGAGCGGCGCAGGACUCAGAGCAUCAACAGCGCCUUCGCCGAGCUGCGCGAGUGCAUCCCCAACGUGCCCGCCGACACCAAGCUCUCCAAGAUCAAGACCCUGCGCCUGGCCACCAGCUACAUCGCCUACCUCAUGGACCUCCUGGCCAAGGACGAGGCCAACGGCGAGGCCGAGGCCUUCAAGGCCGAGAUCAAGAAGACCGACGUCAAGGAGGACAAGAGGAAGAAGGAGCUGAACGAGAUCUUGAAGAGCACGGUGAGCGGCAACGACAAGAAAACCAAAGGACGGACUGGCUGGCCGCAGCACGUGUGGGCUCUGGAGCUCAAGCAGUGAGCGCCGCCG
Molecule: messenger RNA, 693 nt
Organism: Euleptes europaea (tarantolino)
Lineage: Eukaryota; Metazoa; Chordata; Lepidosauria; Squamata; Sphaerodactylidae
Gene: HAND2
Product: heart and neural crest derivatives expressed 2
Exons: 2
Coding region: 10-684 (224 amino acids)
Biological process (GO): heart development; regulation of transcription by RNA polymerase II
Molecular function (GO): RNA polymerase II transcription regulatory region sequence-specific DNA binding; protein dimerization activity; DNA-binding transcription factor activity, RNA polymerase II-specific
Source: RefSeq, a predicted model, not a curated record